CAUGAGAAAACAGGAAGCAACGAUUAUCUACAGCGUUUUGAUGAAAAUAUCUGCUCUGCAGCGGAUUAAAGAUUGUGCUUUUGUUUGUAUUUUGUCCUUUUUUUUUUAAGGAUGGUAUCUGAAUGUUGAAGAAGCUGGAGACAUGAGCAUCCGGGCUCUGUGGAUAAUUUCCCUAGAAAAGGGAGAACAUGUGUCUUUACGCUUCUCCAAGAGAUUUUCCACUGUGGAACACCGGGCCAAGCUGCUGGCGGGGACAGCGUAUGUCCCUGUCCCUGAUGAGGAUGUGAUGCUGCAGCUCUUGUUAACUGAGCUGGGGCUGUCAGACCCAGACAAGUCCUAUGUGUCUCAGCGGGACAAUUGUUCACACUGCCCGCACUCCCCGGCCCUGGAGCUGCAUGUGAGCGCUCAUGAGCAGGACACCCUCUGGCCUGUGCUGGCUGUUUCUCAUGGACCACUUAUUCUGGCAUGUUUGCCUUUAGUAGAUAUUCCCAUGAAACCACAUCCACCCCUGUCCAGCCUGCUCUCCGUAUCCAAGGGUCUUACACUUCUGUCAGGCCUCCAGACGUUUCUCCUCAGCUCUGGAGGUAAGCCUGACCCUGAAGGACUGGCCUCUCGCCUGGCUCUUCUGCCCUCUGUACUGCUGCAGAUCUGCCCCCUGGGAACUCCCCAGGAUGUCCCUGUUGUUGGAUCUCCUGCUCCCUCCACAGGGGUCAUACCUGUGGGGAACCAGAAGCAGCCUGCCUGGAAGACAGGACUACACCGAGGCAGAGCAGUGGUGAACGUGGCCCUGACUGAGGUGGUGCGCUCUAUGCAGUAUGGGAACCCCAACGGACAAGACCUGUGGGAUGUCUAUGGCACUGUCACGUGUAAAUGUGAAGUGGAGGGUGUCCUUCCUAACGUCACCGUGACCCUGACACUGCCCCCUAACGGCUCUCCGCUGCAGGACAUCUUGGUUCAUCCCUGUGUUACGUCCCUAGACUCCAGCAUCCUCACAGCCAACAGUGUGGACAGCAGCGACAGCUCCGCCUUCUCUGGACCCUACAAGUUCCCCUUCUCCCCUCCUCUAGAACCCUUCAGACUUUGCAGCUAUACUUCCCAGGUUCCGGUGCCACCAAUCCUUGGUUCUUAUCAGCUGAAGAAUGAAGACAGCCUUUUGCACAUAUCAGCCACUUUAAAGCUUCAUGAGAGCGUGAAGAACAGCUUUGACUACUGUGAAGCCCACUUGCCAUUUUUCAACAGAGAUCAGAUGAGUGCUGUGGAUGUUAAAGUAAGCCAUGGACAGUUGGAUGUCUCUAAGGAAAAGAACCUGCUAGUGUGGAUUAUAGGCCAGAAGUUUUCAAAGUCUCGGGAGGUUUCACUGGAAGGCAAAAUCGGCUUUGGCGGGCCGUUGCUAGGACCUACAGACCCCUUGUGCAGUGGAUUGACCGCUUAUAUUAAGUUGUAUUUCAAAGUGCCUGAUCUGACAUUGUCCGGCUGCAGUGUGGACCAACAUUCAGUCCAGGUUUAUUCCACUGCCAAACCCAGAAUCUUCACCACUCGAGAACUUCAAUCGAAAGAGUAUUUCAUCUGGAACUCCACAGGCAAGGCUCCGGUUGCCUCUGGACAGAUGAUACUGUAACUUAACCUGGCAGCCAAACUGUAAACAUGGGUCAAAGUUUAUCUACACACAGAAACGAUUAAAGUGUUUUUGCCUUUUG
Molecule: messenger RNA, 1697 nt
Organism: Boleophthalmus pectinirostris (great blue-spotted mudskipper)
Lineage: Eukaryota; Metazoa; Chordata; Actinopteri; Gobiiformes; Gobiidae
Gene: ap5m1
Product: adaptor related protein complex 5 subunit mu 1
Exons: 8
Coding region: 143-1618 (491 amino acids)
Biological process (GO): endosomal transport
Cellular component (GO): lysosome; AP-type membrane coat adaptor complex; cytosol
Source: RefSeq, a predicted model, not a curated record